CUUCCUAUUCAUACCGAAGCUGUCAAACCAGUCCCCCCCACCCCCUCCGUACUCGAUAUACCGCGCUUCCUCACCGUGCCCGGGGACAGCAAGCCCGAUCCCUGCCGAGGCUCUGCCAUGCCAGAACCCGGCAGCAGGAAGGAGUGUGCGCUGCUCCAGGCCGGCUCCGUCUAGUCUGUCCUCUGCGGGAUGGGGAUGUGGGAUCUCCCGGGACUCUGCAUGCCGUGUGUCCGUACAUACAUCUCUACCGCCUAGGCCCGGGUGUCACCGGAGAGACCACCGAGGUUGAGGACAGGAUGACGGGAACCUUUAUGGCAGUGACUUCGGCAGACACUUAUUGCACCUAAAGACCAAGGGAUCAUCAGGUUUCCCCAAAUGACUUCCCUGGCAAUCAUAUAAAAACGUGUAGGAGUUCCUUGGGUGACUGAUUCUGACAGCUUUGGAGGGUCAGAGAUUACUUCAAGAUGCUGAUUAAGGAAUAUCGCAUCCCACUUCCCAUGACAGUGGAAGAAUACCGGAUUGCACAGCUCUACAUGAUCCAGAAAAAGAGCAGAGAAGAGACAUGCGGGGAGGGCAGUGGAGUGGAAAUCUUGGAGAACAGACCAUACACAGAUGGCCCUGGUGGCACUGGUCAGUACACGCACAAGGUCUACCACAUUGGCAUGCACAUCCCCAGUUGGUUCCGAUCCAUCCUGCCCAAAGCUGCACUACGAGUGGAAGAAGAAUCGUGGAAUGCUUAUCCUUAUACAAGAACCAGGUACACCUGUCCGUUUGUGGAAAAAUUCUCCAUAGAUAUAGAAACCUUCUACAAAUCUGACUCUGGAGACCUCGCCAAUGUCUUCAACCUUUCUCCUGCUGAGAAGCGACAGACAGUAUUGGAUCCAAUUGAUAUUGUGAAAGAUCCAAUCCCCCAACAUGAAUAUAAGCCAGAGGAGGACCCCAAAAUAUACAAGUCUUUAAAGACCAAAAGAGGCCCCUUGUCUGAUGACUGGAUAGAGGAACAUAGGAAUAACCUAGGAGGAUACCCCAUCAUGUGCGCAUACAAGCUGUGCAAAGUGGAGUUUCGGUAUUGGGGCAUGCAGUCGAAAAUUGAGCGCUUCAUUCAUGAUGUGGGUCUACGGAAAGUUAUGGUUAGAGCACAUCGGCAGGCCUGGUGUUGGCAAGAUGAAUGGUACGGCUUAACCAUAGAGGACAUCAGACAGCUGGAGAAGGAAGCACAACUGAUGCUGGCACAGAAAAUGGCACAGUUCAGCUUAAGUGAAAAUGAAGGCGAACAACAUGGCUCCAAAGAAUCUCCUGGAGAGAAGGAUACAGAGACUAAGGCCAUCACCUCUAUAGAAACAGUAGAUGAGCCAAGUGGCAUUACAGAGUCCCUGUCAGGAAGAGGCUUGACCAAGCAGUGGUCUACAUCUUCCAGAUCAUCUAGGUCUUCAAAGAGAGGAGCUAGCCCUUCUCGACACAGUAUAUCAGAGUGGAGAAUGCAAAGCAUCGCCAGGGACUCAGAUGAGAGCUCAGAUGAUGAGUUUUUUGAUGCUCAUGAAGAUUUGUCAGACAAUGAGGAAAUGCUACCAAAAGAAAUAACAAAAUGGAGCUCGAACGACUUCAUGGACAAAAUUGAGACAGCUGAAUCUGAUGAACUGCAAGAUGAUUCCUUUCAUGAACCAGCAGAAUAUACCGGCAGUUCCAGUGUGGAAGGAUUAAAUAUAAUGGAGAGGCACACAGCUGUACUCCAUGCACAAGUCAUUCCUGGCAUCCCAACUGUCACUCUCACAAAUGUCAUUACAACUUCCACAGUUUUGGCUGCAGAUGAAUCGGCACAAACCUCCUUGCAGCCAUGUAAAGUCCAUGUACUCAUACUGGUGCUUCAUGGUGGAAAUAUCCUGGAUACAGGCAGUGGAGAUCAGAGUUCCAAGCAGGGUGACGUCAAUACCAUCAAGUCUGUGUUUGACACAGUGAUGAGGGUGCAUUACCCAGCAGCAUUAGGACACAUUGCAGUCAGGCUUGUUCCAUGCCCAGCCAUCUGCUCAGAAGCAUUCUCAUUGGUAUCCAAUUUAAGCCCAUACAGUUACGAUGAAGGUUGUUUAUCUAAUAGUCAGGACCACAUCCCUCUAGCUGCUCUCCCUCUACUGGCUACAUCAUCACCUCAGUACCUGGAAUUUGUGGCAACAGUCAUUCAUCGAGCCAACCAGGUGUAUGCGGACUUCACUAAGUCACAAGAAGGCAUGUCUUUCACUGGGCAGGUGUGUUUAGUUGGUGACUGUGUUGGAGGGAUUUUGGGAUUUGAUGCCUUAUGUUACAGCAAUCAGACUGUGUCUGAAAGUCAGAACAGCAGCCGCAGAGGAAGCAUUGUGAGUGUUCAGGAUACAGAUCUCUUAUCUCCAGGUAUUAGUGUUAACAACAGUUACUGCUCUAGCAGUUCAAAUCUUGAGACUAGUCGACACUUAAGCCGCAGCAACAUAGACAUACCUCGGAGCAAUGGUGAAGACCCAAAAAAACAGCUUCCUCGCAAGAGAAGUGACUCUUCAACCUAUGAGCUGGAUACCAUUAAGCAGCACCAAGCUUUUCUCUCUAGUUUACAUGCAAGUGUCCUCAGAAAUGAUACCGGGUCUCGAAGGUCAAGCAGCUCUACAAUGUUGGAUGGAGGCAGCAUUGGAAAAUUUGACUUUGAGAUUACAGACUUCUUUCUCUUUGGCUCUCCUCUUGGACUAGUGUUGGCUUUGAGAAAAACAGUGAUUCCAGCGCUUGACAUUUAUCAGCUCCGACCUGGCUGUCAGCAGGUCUACAACCUCUUCCACCCUGCUGAUCCUUCUGCCUCCCGUGUAGAGCCACUUCUAGAAAAGAAGUUCCAUCUGCUGCCUCCCUUUAAUGUACCUCGAUACCAGAGAUUCCCUUUGGGGGAUGGAAAUUCCGCUCUCUUGGUCGAAGCUAUACAGAACAAUCCCAUCCUUCUCAUGGAAGGCAGCCCAGCGGUUGCUCUCCAGCGUCAAGAUGGCAUCAUGGAAACCAGUAUCCCUGUUCCUGUCCUAAGCUGCCAAGACACUUCCAGUAAAGCCACCACUUGUGCUGAAUCGGAUGUUGUUCAGUUUCAUGGUGCAGUCUUCGUGGAAAAUGCCUCCCCUUCCUCCCCCAUAACAGCUCCCCACUUCAGGGGGUACAGAAGAGCAAGUGAAAUCAGCAUUGCAAGUCAGGUCUCUGGAAUGGCUGACAGUUACACGGCUUCAAACAUAGCCAACAAAACAAACAAUCAUCUUAACCAUUCCAAAAAGCUAAGUCUUCUGUCACAGCUUGCUCUCCCUUACAAAUCUCACACAAAAACAAGUUCCCCCAUAAAACACAUUCAGUUCCAUACUGAGCAGUAUGGAGGAAUGCUAGAGGUGGGGGAUUGGAAGCACUUCAUCAACCCGGGCAUCCAAGGUGCGGACAUCUCCAAAGUUGCAGCAAAAUGGUGGGGUACCAAAAGAAUUGACUUUGCCCUUUAUUGUCCGGAUGCGCUUACUGCUUUCCCCACAGUUGCCCUUCCUCACCUUUUCCAUGCCAGUUACUGGGAAUCCACUGAUGUUGUUGCAUUCCUCUUGAGACAGGUCAUGAGACAUGAAACUGCCAGUGUUUUGGAGCUGGUUGGAAAAGAAGUCUCUGUUUUUAGUCCAUCGAAGCCAAGAGAGAAAUGGCAGAGAAAGCGAACACACGUAAAGCUACGGAACGUUGCUGCCAACCACAGAAUUAAUGAUGCUGUAGCCAAUGAAGAUGGACCCCAGACACUUAAUGGACGAUUCAUGUAUGGCCCUCUUGACAUGGUCACAUUGACUGGUGAAAAGGUGGAUAUUCAUAUAAUGACGCAGCCUCCAUCUGGAGAAUGGGUUUACUUUGAUACCGAAAUUACCAACAGCAGUGGCAGAAUUUCCUAUGUGAUCCCUGAACAUAGGAGACUUGGAGUCGGGGUAUAUCCACUGAAAAUGGUCGUCAGGGGAGACCAUACAUAUGCCGACAGUUACCUCCAUGUUUUACCUAAAGCAACAGAAUUUGUAGUAUUCAGCAUUGACGGAUCUUUUGCCGCUAGCGUUUCCAUCAUGGGCAGUGACCCAAAAGUCAGAGCAGGGGCAGUGGAUGUAGUGAGGCACUGGCAGGAUCUUGGCUACCUCAUUAUCUAUGUCACAGGCAGACCCGACAUGCAGAAGCAGAGAGUAGUGGCAUGGCUUGCACAGCACAACUUCCCACAUGGCAUAGUAUCAUUCUGUGAUGGAUUGGUUCACGAUCCCCUGCGGCACAAAGCAAAUUUCCUGAAAAGCCUGAUUCAAGAUGUACACAUGAAAAUCCAUGCAGCUUAUGGCUCCACAAAGGAUAUCUCAGUGUACAGCGCUAUAGGUCUGUCACCAAUGCAGAUCUUCAUUGUAGGCCGUCCAACCAAGAAGUUGCAGCACCAAUGUCAGUUCAUCACCGAAGGCUAUGCUUCUCACCUUGCACAACUGGAAUACAGCCACCGAUCUCGACCUGCCAAGAACACCAACAGAAUAGCAUUACGAAAAGGAAGCUUUUGUCUUCCCGGUCAGUCAGAUUUCCUGAGGAAGAGGAAUCAUUUACUUCGCACCAUCUCAUCACAACCCACAACUAGCAGCAACCACAAACCAGAGCGAACGCAAAGUCAGUCGGAGAGUGACCGCGAUCGGGAAAGGGAACGUAGCCAAAGAAGUAUGAGCCUUGCAGCAGGAUGCUGGGGGAGGAGUGGGGCCACCACCAAGCUGGAUUCUGGCGUUUUAAGUCAGAAAUGAGCUCCAAUGCAUCCUGAACUAAUUCCUGUGCUUGGCUCUUGCCACUUUAAAGGGAGGGGGGCAAAAAAGGGACAGAGGUGCAACUUUGUCUAUUGAGAUAGAGUUGACAUAAUGGUGCUACUAUAUAACAACGUUAGCAAAGCUGAUGACAAGAAGGGUUGAACUGCAAGCCUUAAAAAGGGUAGCAAUGCCCAGAAGAUCAUUGUGACAGAACCACACAAGGGGACAAGUAAAAGUAGUCAACGUUUUUAUUUAUUUAAUUUCUUUUUUUUAGGCAGGUUCAUAAACUUACCAAUGUAAAUAUAUGUGCCUCUUUUAUCUUCUUAGCCAUCUCUUUACUGAGAAGAAUGCACAGCACAUGUCCAACUAAAUAACGAUUUUAUUUUGUACAUAACACUCAUUACCCAUUGAGUAUCACCACAAAAAAAGUGGCAGCCUCCGCAGAACCAGCCGUAAACCAUUAAUAGUUUCCUUCACACAUUUUCUCGCUCUCUGUUCCUUAAACCACGGCACAACAAAUGAAAAUGUCAACACAAACAAUUUUCCUAUUUUUUUUUCCUGGAAAAGACGGAAGAUACUUUUCAUAAAAUGUUCCAAGACUAUUGACAGUCUGCCUUGCUCAUUUCAACUGUUGUUCUUGUGAGCUGGUCAUGUAAAGGACAUGUUUAGAAACGGACAUGAACGCACUGCACAGGUACUGUUACCUGGGGUUUUGGUGAUCUGAGGACAAGUGAGACCCAUAACCCUGAAAUCUUUUUUGUAUCCGAAGUUCUUAACCUUUAUUCUCUACAUGUCCAGUCUGCUGCUUUUUGCGUGUAGUUGCUCAACUGUAUGACCUCAUUGUUUUCUUUGCACUGAUAAUUUUUAGAUUGGAGAUCUGUUACCAUCUCAUGUAGCUACAUAUCCUUGUCCCGUAGUGCAUGGUAAUUUAAUUAUUGCUAAGCCAGAGGAUGGGUAGAACUAUUUUUGUGCUGUGUUUUUCCCCAGUACCAAGUUUAGGCAGGCGUGCCAUAAAAAAAAUAAAAAGUCAUACACCGCGUAGCAUGGUAUAAGCAGAAAGAUUUCAUUUUGCCUAGCUCCUACAUUUGCCAUGUUAACAAUACCUAUGGAUAGUUGCCUGGACAUAUCUGUAUUUAUCUCCAGCAAAGGCUGAUACGCAUCAAACAAGACUAAUUUAUUUAAGGAGACCACAUGCAGUACACAAUGUUAGCAGAUCAGUUUAAUACUGUAUUAAUCUAGCACUGUGAAAUCUCACUGAUUGUCACCAUUACAGGUGAGCAGAAAGCCAAAAAAAGCAAAUGGUUGAACGUUUGUGGUAUGUUAGAUUUAGAAUAUGUUUAAAUACUCUUCCUAUAUUAAUGUUUACUCUGCCCAGCAAGUCUCUGCUGCCCUAGCUCAUCAGCGAAUGAGUUAUAAUGCCAGUUUCAUAUAAUUGUACUCUAUACAGAGUAAUCUGCACCUUUAAGCCUGCUUGAGUGACAGCAGAAUUGCACUGCUCACCCAGUAUAAGUCCCUUCUCCACUGAAACCCUGUGUCAUGUGCAUCUUAUAUCUGAAUGAUCAGAUGCUAGACACACACGGAUUACAUUGCACAUUGUAAUAGACCUAUAGCUUUGAUCCCACUGAUAUUUGUCCAAAAUAUUUUUGGUGUUUUUUCCCCUUUGUACAAAGUAUCUUUAUGCUUAUGUAUUAAAUGUAAGAAUUGGCUGGCCAUUGGAUCAUACCUUUUGAACGUCUACAAAAGUGUGAAAAUCCGCCAGUCCAUGGUAAAAUGUGUGAUUGACUUUUGACAGUUACAGUAUAAAGCACAUAUACACAUUACAUUUUGUAAAUUCUCUGCCUGAGGCGUGAAUAGGUCAGUAUAGCAGGGAUUAGCGAAUACUCCAAUGCAUGAACUGCUAAGCAGAGGGUCAACUGUAUUGGGCGAGCUUGAAUCCUUUGGGGGAACAGAUUGAACAGAUAUCGCUAUGGCCUUUAAAAUAGUGAAUGCUGAGCAAUGAGAAAAUGCACAAAGGGAGGAAAUGUAUGUAAAUUUAUUGUAACGUGCAGGGGAUAAGCUAUUGUGUGUAGAUACUGUAUAACAAACAAAUGUAAAUGUUCAGAAAAGUGGUUAUAUAAAAGUGAAAGUUAUUUAUUUAUGUAGAAAAUGUCUCGGGUGGGGGCGAUCCUCUGGGUUUUUAAUCAAUAUUUUAAAAAAACACACAAAAAAAAUUAAUAAGUAGCUUUUUGUUUCAGGCGUUCUGUACAAAGCAAUUCAAUUAAAGGACCAACUAUAAUGUAAUUGUCAUUUGCAUAAGUGCAAUAUAUUCUUGAGUCACCCUCAUUGUCCCAUACUUUUCAUGUAGACUUGACAAUCAUAUCCUAUAUAUCUCCUCAUGUUUUUUUUUGCUCUUUGUUAGGCUUUUUGAAAACCUUUUGCCUUCCCUGACUAUGGAUAUUUGGAUCUUUGCCACGUGGAAAUAACACAGCAGAAUAAUUCAUUCUGACUGUAAUAAUAUCAGUUAUGCAGAACUGUGAGAUUGCGCCACGAUUCUGCCAGGAAGGAGUUAAUAAAAAGAAAUUUCGCCCAUUAUUACCUGUUAGGAUACAGCGUGUUAACAUGUUAGUUUGUGUUCAUUUUCCAAAAGCAAUAGUUCAAUUCAGCUUCUAAAUGGGGUUGGGGGCCAGCUAACUCUGAGAGUGUAUAAAUACGUAUUCCUAACCAAUUUGCAUCUGCUAUUGUUUAUUGUCUCCAUUGCUUUGGGAGGCCUGAUCACCUCCACCUAUGUCAGUUUCACCUAUGAGAAGUUGUAUCCUUUGAUUCAACAUCUUAGUCUCAAAUAACCAAAAAUAAAUAAUACGUUUACAAUGUUAGUAGAAUACAAUAAAUGAAAACCAGAGGUUACUAUAACAUACAGAUUUCUUUCCUGUAACUGGUAGAUGUGUGCGUGUGCAGAUGCCGCUUGCACCGACAAGGUUUAACCACAGCUUGUCUCCUCGUCAUGGAUCCUGCACUUUCUUCUCAAGCCCAGACAGAAAGGUAUUUCGCCUUUGCUGCAUUUCCUAGAAGCUCCAGUAGCCUUACAUUUAUCAUAUUCCUGCCAGGAGUAUAAUCUUGACUGUCAGCUUUCUACAGUAUAUAAUAUUUUAUUUAUAGAGAAAAUAAUAAAUGAAGACAAGGAGACUUGCACAAGACUGAACUCUUCCAAAUGUCUGUCUGCUGCUCCCUGGUUUUCAUUUUUUGUAUUAUUUUGGUGUGUGUAUAAAUACUAUUUUGCUUGUAUGUGUGUUAGUGUGUUGUUUUAGGCCUCUGUGCUUUCUGUGCAGUACCCAUUGUACGUUACACAGAUUAAAGAUUUGGGAAGGCUA
Rana temporaria (common frog) is the source of this 8113-nucleotide messenger RNA. RefSeq names its product phosphatidylinositol transfer protein membrane associated 2 (gene PITPNM2). Gene Ontology annotation, biological process: phospholipid transport. The coding region runs from base 465 to 4766 and encodes 1433 amino acids. Gene Ontology annotation, cellular component: cytoplasm. Gene Ontology annotation, molecular function: phosphatidylinositol binding; phosphatidylinositol transfer activity; phosphatidylcholine intramembrane carrier activity. The record is from RefSeq and is a predicted model, not a curated record. The transcript is spliced from 28 exons. Lineage: Eukaryota; Metazoa; Chordata; Amphibia; Anura; Ranidae.